Enterobius vermicularis (human pinworm) is the source of this 1272-nucleotide messenger RNA. The record is from the annotation of a GenBank genome assembly. NCBI's taxonomy places the organism in Eukaryota, Metazoa, Nematoda, Chromadorea, Rhabditida, Oxyuridae.
AUGCCUCACUUCAUCGAAGGGGUUGGUGACGAGAUUAUAUGGAUCUUCGUCCUUGUUUUAGCUUCACUUGUUAUAUACUUAGCAUGGAAAAGUACCGGAAUAUCUCCAACUGAAUACUAUGUGUGGCUCGUCCGUAUGCGUCUAAAUCCUAAUUUAAAUACCUUUCAGGCAAAUUCUGAUACAGAGGCACGACUCUUUGAACCACGCCUAGCACGUCGUUCGCAGAUUAGUGGGACAACAUCCGUUGCACAAAAUUCUGUUGCCACUUUUCAGUCUGCGGAUAUCGAAGAGAACGGAGAUUUUGUGCCUUCAGCAUCGUUACCUAAUCGAGCGGAAACUAAUGAAAUCGAAGUUGGUGGGCCGGAAGUGGCAGAUGAUUCUAACGAGGGUACUCCACCUGAAAGUGAUGGUCAAGCUUUGGCUGAAAAUGAAGGAACAGAAAAUACGCAGCUUACCGCCUCUUUCGAUUUCAAGAGGAAUACCUCUGUUAUAGCUACUACAAACGAAACCAAUGGCGAAGAAGAAAUGGAAGGGAGCUCGACUAGAAUAAAGCUUAAGUUCUUAGAUGACACGCAGAUUGUGGCUACCACUUCUUUAGAAACUACUGUUGGCGAAUUCAAAAGGAGGUACUUCUACGAUCCUUUAUUGGCUGGCAAAGUGGUGAGGUUGAUAUACCAAGGGCAGCUUCUUCGGGAUGAUUCGCGCUCACUUUCUAGUUACGGUAUUCACAAUGAAUGUGUUUUACAUUGUAAUGUCAGCUCGGUUCCUUACGCACAACCUUCAUCAACUACUACUAGUAUGUUAUUGUUAGAUUACUCAUUUGAUUCUUCUAUUAUUUGUAAAUUAUCUUCCACUACCAGUGUUGCUCCUCCAAGUCAAAGUCCGCAGACAUAUCAUGGGCGGAGCAUCGAGGAUAAUCCGUCAGAUCCGUACUUUCUUAGAAUACGGAAUGCAAUGAUACGUUAUUUUCGCUUCUCUUAUAAUUUUGUGAUGGGACCUUUUCCAAGUAACACUGAAGGUAGAAGGGAUGAAGUUGCUGCGGCUGCAGCUGCUGCUUCAAGAGGUCUGGGAGAAAGACCGGAAGCAGCUUCAAUCGGAAUGUACUCAGCCGAAUUUUUAGUCAAAUUUGUGCUUCUCUGGACGUUCGUUUACUUGUAUCCGCAGUACACAGAUCGCCUAUCCAUGAUUAUUUUGUCGUUCUUGACCGGUUUCUUUGCUACCAUUGUGUUCACAAGUCGUCGUGAGAACCGUGCUGAAGCGCAAGUAACGUGA